Molecule: messenger RNA, 1374 nt
Organism: Musa acuminata AAA Group (dessert banana)
Lineage: Eukaryota; Viridiplantae; Streptophyta; Magnoliopsida; Zingiberales; Musaceae
Product: pentatricopeptide repeat-containing protein At4g18975, chloroplastic
Exons: 6
Coding region: 146-991 (281 amino acids)
Molecular function (GO): protein binding
Source: RefSeq, a predicted model, not a curated record
GACCCCUUCUAUCUGAUUCCGCGUCGUUCCGGCGCUGUGGAGGUACGAAAAGGCACCCGCGCGCCGCCGGAGAAGGCGAGGCUUCGGCAGUGUUGCCUUCUAUUGUUCCCUUCAUCGUUGCUUCUUACCAAUCGAUACCACACCCAUGGCGAGAUGUGCUUGGGGUUUAGGAGAAGUCCCUCCCCUCUGCGAUUUAUGCCGUCUGACAGACUUGAGAGGCCUCCCUUGCCUCACCUUCAUUCCUGCCUCAAAGAUUAGAGUGAGCCGGUUCGUGCAGUGCUCCAAAAGAGAUCCGUCGUUAAAAUUGAUGAAGGCCAGCAAAAGGGAGCACCAUUUGUGGAUGAAGAGAGAUUCAACUGGAUCUGGACAAAAAGCUCUCAAUCUUGUCCGUACUGUUGAGAAACUUCCUAAUGAGAAAGAAGUCAUUUAUGGUGCAUUGGACAAGUGGACUGCUUGGGAAACUGAAUUCCCUGUUAUUGCUGCAGCAAAAGCAUUGGAAAUUCUGCGAAAACAAAGGAAGUGGCUCCGAAUAAUUCAGGUUACCAAAUGGAUGUUAAGCAAAGGCCAAGUACUUACAAUGGGAACAUAUGACACAUUACUUCUGGCAUUUGAUAUGGAUGGAAGGGUGGAUGAAGCUGAAUCCUUUUGGAAUGUCAUUCUACAAACUCAUACUCGUUCAGUAUCCAAAAAGUUGUUUUCAAGGAUUAUUGCUUUGUAUGACCAUCAUCACCACCCUGAGAAGAUUUUGGAGGUUUUCGCGGACAUGGAGGAAUUAGGAGUGACUCCUGAUGAAGAUACUGUUACGAGGAUAGGAAGAGCAUUUACGAUAUUGGGCCAAGCGGACAAACCGGAUCUGUUAUUAAAAAAAUACAAGAACAAAUGGAAGUACCUCCACUUCAAUGGUGAACGUGUUAAAGUUCAUGCAACAAAACAUUGUGCCGAGCAAUCAAAGUCAUGCAAAGAAUUUAAAACCAACAGUACCCCAAGAUAAACAUGGCAAAUUGCAGAUUGGUGAACCCGAUGUCAGUAUGGGGUUAAUUGCCCAACAGCUUGGAAGUUGAGGGUUGAUUGGAGGCUUUAAGCAUACAAAUACAGAUUAUAAAUCUGCAUUUCUUGUCUUGUAAUCCUAUGAUUGAUGGAUGCCAAUGUUCGACAACAAGAUACUCCUCUAGGAAUUGUGAUGACAAAUUUAUGAUGUAUCUUCUGACUUGAUGAAGGCCUUAAAUCACCGGUAUUGUCUCCUCCAUCGAACAAUAAGUUUGUACCAGUAGAUGGACUGUAUGAAAUUUCAAACCUGAAAGGUCCUAAGUCAUUGUGAAUUCUACAGUUGCUGUCGGCAAAAUCUAUGUUCUAUGAUAUACUCGUUUCACUUGA